AUGAUGAUUGGUUUGAUGAUAGGAUUUUUGAUUAUGGGUCGACUUCUGACAAGCUUUGGCGCAAAGGGCACAGCUAUUACAAUCAGAUGUUCUUUGGGAAUCGUUGGUUCUAUCGCUAUGGUGCUUUGUUUUGUUACCGGCCGAUUCGAGUUCUUUGUUUUGGGUCAUUUCCUUAGCGGUGUUACAGCUGCUCUUAAAAUUGCUCUCCUUAUCUACAUCUCCGACUGUAGUCCUGAGGACAAACGAGACUCCAAUUCCAUUGCGGUAAACUCUGGUGGUGUGAUCGCAGUGCUCAUUGUAACACCACUUUGUGUGCCGAAUUUGAUUGGUUCAGACCAAUACUGGGUUAUAUUGCCUAUGACUUGUAGCAUCAUGGCUACGGCACAUUUGCUCAUCGCCGGGCGUUUUCCAAAAAGCCCGAAAGAUUUGUACAUUAAGGAGCACAACAAAGAGGAGGCGAGAGCUGCGCUAAGGUUCUUUUAUAAUACGCAUUACGAUAUUGGUAAGUUUUGA
Messenger RNA from Strongylus vulgaris, 513 nucleotides. The record is from the annotation of a GenBank genome assembly. Lineage: Eukaryota; Metazoa; Nematoda; Chromadorea; Rhabditida; Strongylidae.